CCGCCUGAGGACACCGCGCAGAUACAAGUCAAACCCUCCACUGAAUAUGCAUCCUAAUGUGGUCACCUGGCUGGGGACUCUGGGGUUCCUGUUGUGGGCGCUGAUCUGCCUGGGCACCCUGACAGAAGGAUACCCGGUCAAACCCGAGAACCCCGGCGAGGACGCACCAGCGGAGGAACUGGCCAAGUAUUACUCUGCCCUGAGACAUUAUAUCAACCUCAUCACAAGACAGAGGUAUGGGAAGAGGUCCAGUCCUGAGAUCCUGGACACACUGGUCUCAGAACUGCUGCUGAAGGAGAGCACAGACACGCUUCCACAGUCCAGAUAUGAUCCAUCGUUGUGGUGAUGUCAUCGCCGUCAUCAACCCCCACCUCGUCGCCACUCCAGCACCGCCGACAUACUGACCUCUUCAUGUCUGUUGGACACUUCAUACCCUACAACACCAAAUCAGCCGCCCCUACACACACAGACACACACACACACACACACUGACCCCCACCCUCCGGUACCACCAUGACUUCCCUAGAAUAUUAAAGCUCCUCUUCCUUACCCAUCAGCUACAACCAAGACUACAACAGUAUGUGCCAUAACACUGUAAAUAGUCUAUUCUGGGAGUCAUCGUCUGUGAAUUACACACAUAGGGGUGAGGGCGGCAUGUUGAUUGUAUGGUAUAAACGUGCUAUUAAAGAUUCAUUGUU
Myripristis murdjan (pinecone soldierfish) is the source of this 698-nucleotide messenger RNA. RefSeq names its product neuropeptide Y (gene npy). NCBI's taxonomy places the organism in Eukaryota, Metazoa, Chordata, Actinopteri, Holocentriformes, Holocentridae. Gene Ontology annotation, molecular function: neuropeptide hormone activity; neuropeptide Y receptor binding. The transcript is spliced from 4 exons. Gene Ontology annotation, cellular component: extracellular region. The coding region runs from base 47 to 346 and encodes 99 amino acids. Gene Ontology annotation, biological process: neuropeptide signaling pathway; feeding behavior. The record is from RefSeq and is a predicted model, not a curated record.